AUGGAAACAUUACUAAGUUACGUGUACACAGCCAGAUUGGUUAUAUCAGACCAUAAUGUCCAAGAAAUCCUAGAGGCUGCAAGUCUCUUUCAAAUUUUUCCAGUUAGAGACGCAUGCGCAGCGUACUUGAAACGUCAACUGCAUCCAUCUAACUGUCUCGGCUUUCAACGGUUUGCAGAGUCCCACUCAUGCAAUUUUUUACGCAGAGCUGCUGAAGAAAUUGCACUCAUGUAUUUGGAUGAGGUCAGUCACCAUGAAGAGUUCAUCCUUCUCAACUACGAACAUCUACUUGAGUACGUCAGCCACAAAGAUCUUAUUGUCACUAAGGAAGAGAUACUAUACGAGGCAAUUAUGAAAUGGAUCAAACAUGAUAGCAAACGUCGCAUUGAGCACAUAUCACAACUCCUAAAACAGAUUAAUUUCUCAAAGAUCAAGACAGAUUAUUUUAACAGUAAAAUAUUGAACGAGCAAUUACUAUUGGAUCUUCCUAACACUCAAGAAGUUGUCUCGGUAAGUAGACAGAAGCCAGUCCGCGGAAAAGAGGUCAUCCUGCUUCUGAGUGGUAAAACCGGACGACCCAAUCUUCCGAGUCAGUUCAACCAUGAUGUGCUCCAGUACGAUCCAUGCUCCAAAUCUCUGGAGACAAUAAGCUGUGACCCAGAUAGGGAGCCUAAUAGUUUCUAUGAUAGUAUCGCCACUGCGGCCAAAGUCAAUGACCAGAUACUUUUCAUACGUGCUAACAAUGCUUGGUUAUUUGAUAUUCGUACACUGCAGUGGAAUAAAGUAGCACCACCGCUUCGAGGAACGUAUCGCUCGGAAACCAUAUGUGUUGAGCUUGGUGGAUACGUCUAUGUUUUAGGCGGACAUUCAAUUGAGUUUAAUCGUGAGGUUGCAUUUGUUGAGAGAUACGACGCAAAAAGAGAUGUCUGGGAGGUGGUAUCACCAUUGAUAAGAGCAACUCGUGGAGCAGCUGUUGCCGCCUGCGAUGGCAAGAUAUACAUGUUUUGCGGCCAUACUGAAGUCGGCAACAUUGACUUGACUCAAUGUUAUGACCCAGCAACAAAUAUGUGGCAAAUACUAGCACCUCUACCAAUAGAAACAAGCGGUGCAACAGCCAUCACCUUUAAUGACAGUAUCUAUCUCCUUGCUGUCAAGAAUCCAUCAGUCAACCACAACAACCCAUUUCCUGUCUAUAAUCAUGUUUUUCGGUACGAUGUAGCAACAGACACCUGGCAACAGAUGGCAAAUAUGAACGAAGGACAUCGUAGGUGUGCUGCUAUUGUCUGUCAAGGCAAGAUCUUUGCAGUUGGCGGGACCCGCCGUGACUUCACAAGUGGAAACAUGCAGUGGGCAACUACGGUGGAAAUGUACGAUCCUAACGAGGAUAUGUGGGAGACAUGCGAUCAGCUAGCGCACCCGAUAUUCUGCCAUUCUGGAAUGAAAUUCAUCAUUAGUGAUAAAGAGGACAUUGCUGAGGAAGAUGAAAAAACAGAUGAAUCUUAA
Molecule: messenger RNA, 1503 nt
Organism: Saccoglossus kowalevskii
Lineage: Eukaryota; Metazoa; Hemichordata; Enteropneusta; Harrimaniidae
Product: kelch-like protein 24-like
Source: RefSeq, a predicted model, not a curated record